This is a messenger RNA of Durio zibethinus, 2903 nucleotides long. Lineage: Eukaryota; Viridiplantae; Streptophyta; Magnoliopsida; Malvales; Malvaceae. The record is from RefSeq and is a predicted model, not a curated record.
UUUGGACCAGGUGGUUUGUACUAUGUACCAAGAAACAGAGUCACGUGAGAAAAAUGGAGAUACUUUAGGGAAUAAAAAAACUACCUUUGGGUAAUAAAAAUUAGACAUUUCCCUGUUUUCCUCUGUUCUUUUGAAUGGCAAACCAAAUCCUUAAACCCCAUGUCCUCUCCAAAAGCCCAAAACCACUCUUUUCCCUAUCUUCCUUCUCCUUCUCCACCACCUCUUCUCCUCUGUCCGAUCAACCCGAUCAAAUCACCGUCGUCACUUCCAUCCUCACCCACCAGCGCUCCAAAUCCCGCUGGUCCACCGUCCUCACUCUCUUCCCUUCCGGUUUCACCCCCUCCCAGUUUUCCCAAAUUACCCUCCGACUGAAAAACAAUCCCCACCUUGCCCUCCGCUUCUUCCUCUUCACCAAACAAAAAUCCCUCUGCAACCACAACCUCUCUUCCUAUUCCACCAUGAUUCACAUCCUCUCUCGUGCUCGCCUCAAAACCCGUGCCCGGGAACUCAUCCGGGUCGCAAUUCGGACCCCGGGUAUUGAAAAUGAACCCACCCAUUUGAAACUAUUUGAAUUGUUAGUUAAAACUUAUAAUGAGUGUGGUUCUGCACCUUUUGUUUUUGAUUUGUUAGUGAAAUCUUGUUUGCAAAUGAAAAAACUUGAUGGGUCUAUUGAGAUUGUUAGAAUGUUAUUGUCAACAGGGAUUCGCCCUCAGGUUAGUACUUGUAAUGCUUUGAUUUGGGAGGUUUCCAAAUGCCGUGGAGCAAAUAAGGGAUAUGAGGUUUACAAAGAGGUUUUUGGAGGAGGGAAUGGUGAGAGAGAAAGUAAUGUGAAAAGGAUUUUAAAGGUUCGACCAAAUGUGCAUACUUUUAACGCUUUGAUGCUGUGUUUUUAUCGUGAAGGCUUGUUGGAGAAAGUGGGAGAGGUUUGGAAUGAAAUGGAGAGUUUAGGGUGUGUUCCAAAUGGUUAUAGCUAUAGUGUUUUGAUGGCAGCUUUUUGUGAGGAAGGGAAGGUGAGAGAAGCAGAAGAGUUAUGGGGGGAAAUGAGAGUUAAGGGAUUGGAGCCUGAUAUUGUGGCUUAUAAUACUAUGAUUGAUGGAUUGUGUAAAAGUGGAGAGAUUAUGAGAGCUGAGGAGUUGUUUAGAGAAAUGGGAUUGAAUGGAAUAGAAGCUACUUGUGUUACUUACGAGAAUCUUAUUAAUGGAUAUUGUAAAGUUGCAGAUAUUGAUUCUGCAAUGUUAAUAUAUAAGGAUAUGUUUAGGAAAGAUUUUAGACCGCAGGGUUUAACCGUUGAAGUGUUGAUUAGAGGACUUUGUGAUGGAGGUAUGGUACUUGAAGCUUUAGAAAUAAUGAAGGCAUUGAAAGAAUUGGGUGUUUGUCCUACAGGGAAAAGUUAUGAGCUUUUGAUAGAAGGUUUAUGUGAGGAGAGAAAGAUGGAAGAGGCAUUAAAGCUUCAAGCUGAGAUGGUGGGGAAAGGGUUUAAACCGAAUCUGGGGUUAUAUGAUGCUUUUAUUGACGGUUAUUUGAGACAAGGAAAUGAGGAAAUGGUAACAAUGUUGAGAAAGGAGGCUUUAGAAACUCAAAAAAGAGCAGCAGAAGAAUUAGAUGUUUAUUGUUCUACAAGUUGGAGCAGACCUGUGUAAUAGUGGUAGUUGUCUCAACAAGCAUGAAUGCUGCUGGUCAAUUUUUGGGGAGGAUGCAUCAGAAAUUUUGGUCCCAUGUAAGGGCGGAUAUCUUUUUCUGUGUGCAAAAGGGUAUAGUCAUCUUUUAUGGUGGCCCUCUGUUAUAUUCAGUAAUAAAACAAAUUAACUCAACUUAUUUGUUAAAUUCUUAGCAAUGAGGUCAUUAAGAUGGGACAGAUCUGAGCUGCUAUCAAAAUUUAAGUAAUGAAAUAGUAUAUUAAGUAUUCCAUCUAGACAAUGACACCAAGAAAUUCCUGGUUGUGAGAGUGAGGCUGUGAGGUUUGGGUUUCUAGUAGUUCAAUGACUUGUAUCAUUGUUGCGGAGCUUUGUUUAUUACAGCAAGGAUAUAGAAAUCUAAGCUCUCGUUUUGUUUCUGAAAUUGGACCAGAUUAAUUUGUGGCAAUCUCAAAUGAAAGUGCACAGGAAAGAGCUCAAGUUGGAAGUGGGCAUGGUCCUAGAGCACUGGAGUUCCAUGGAAUCAAAUUAUUCAUUUAUUGGUGUAUCUUUCGUCUCUUUUCCUUGGAUUACUAUUAUAUUUGAAAUUGAUGUACAAAUAGAUCUUCUUUAUAUUUUUGCUCAAGUACCAUUUCCAUUCACUAUGUUUCUCCUGCAAAAUUACUUACACUGCUUGUCUAUCAAAAUAAAUACUAACUACUCUCAAGUUUUUUCUUUCAUCAUGUGUUUAGAUUUAUCCACCAUAGUCUAAGUUCAUCAAAUCACGCAGAUCUUAAUAAAGUAUUUAUGUAGGUACUUCUAUGAAACAGAAAGAAAUCUAUAUGAUAUCUUUGAUUUAAACCUAACAAAAUGUCACUUGAUGAGAAGGAAUGAUGUCUUUUAUUGCCGUUGCAUAAGUUCUGUUUCCAACUAUAUGUUUAAAACUAUGUUUUUCAUUCUUUUCUCAGCUAAGCUUUGUUUGGAAACUUUAAUGCAAAUAUUGAUAGCCACUGUUUAAUUCCCGUUUUGAACAUUACAUGAUUGUAAGCUACAAUCGUUUAUCUGAUCUAACGGUCCUCGUUUCCGCCAGUAUAAGAGAUAUUAUGGCCAGCAGGACACCUGAGCUGUAAAUGUUGGGCAAAUCAGAGCAUCCCUGCUCAUGAUAGAAAAGCCAAGCCCUUAAGUACUUCUCUUUAUGGUCCAAAUUCAGAUAAUCUGGCUCCAUUUUUUUCAGCUUUUCCCGCACAACUCCACAAUCAACCGCAUGAAAAAUUUCAGCCGAAGUCCAUA